Molecule: messenger RNA, 1215 nt
Organism: Enterobius vermicularis (human pinworm)
Lineage: Eukaryota; Metazoa; Nematoda; Chromadorea; Rhabditida; Oxyuridae
Source: the annotation of a GenBank genome assembly
AUGCCCGCUCCUCCUCCUCCACCCCCACCACCUCCACCAUCAGGAGUUGGUGGUAAAAUAUCGGUUACACCACCUGGUGGAGUUGACAGAAAGGCUCUGCUAAGUCAGAUUCAUGCAGGCACUAAAUUGCGGAAGACAGUUACAAAUGAUAGGUCAGCGCCUCAGAUUACGGGGAAAGCAAACAGUACUGAGGUUCUUUUCACGUUUAAAGGUGGAUUUAAAUCGACUGGUCCUGGCGUUCGUGGCGGUGGUUCCGGUCCUAAAGGUAUGGCAGUUGGGGGAUUAUUUCCCAACGGUCGACCACCAAUGAGACCUUCUGAAAACAAGAAAAAUUUGCUUUUGCUGAAUACUAACAGUUAUACAAUGAAAGCCGAUAAAGGUAGUCCAAAACCUCCUUUACCUGUUAUAAAACCGGCGCACUCUCGUUCAGACUCAAGUUUUCCUCCACCUCCUCCACCAAAUACUUACGUCAGGCAAGCAACUGAAUCUGCUCCACCUCCACCACCACCCCCACCUCCACCACCACCGCCUCCACCCCCACCCCCUCCACCAAGUUCUGCACCUCCUACAUUACCUUCUCCGUCAUUAAAGCCUCAUAUGUUUCCGAAUAGAGGUGAUGCGCCUAAUAAACAGAAGCCAGUUCCAUCCAUUUUUGCUAAUUCAUCCGUAUCUGUAAAUUCUGUUGCUGCACGAGCCGAAAUGCUAAGCCAGGCCCCUUCCUCUCUGAAAGGAAACCAGGUGUUACCUACAGGACCAGCGCAGAGGAAGCCAUCCACACUUCAGUUCCAAACAAUGCGUCCUACAAGGGGUGCUGCAAUACCGCAGGUACAGAGAAGAGACUUCAAGGAAUGGGAGCUAUCAAAAACUCCAGCCAGUAGACCCGUUGCUCCACCACUUCCAUCAGCCCCGCCAAGUGUAUCGCGCCUUACUAAACCGGCCGGUCCCCCGCCGCCUCCGCCACCGCAGGGUUCACGUCUGCUCGUUCAACCUAGUUCUCCCUAUAUGUUUAGUGGGCAACAACGCAAACGGGACGAGUCGCCUCCUGUACCGCCUACUCGUAGUUCGUCUUAUGGUUCUAACAUCAUGUCUCGUUUCCAGUUCAUCCCGAUAUCUGAGUUGCCGCCACCAGUGGCAUUUACGAGAACGAGGAAAAUUUACGAGUUCAAUCCUAGUAAAAGUAAAAAACGACCUCCGCAAACUUCUUUAACUAGUUGA